This is a messenger RNA of Ostreococcus lucimarinus CCE9901, 882 nucleotides long. RefSeq lists its product with no specific name. Gene Ontology annotation, biological process: regulation of DNA-templated transcription. Gene Ontology annotation, molecular function: DNA binding; DNA-binding transcription factor activity. The transcript has a single exon. Bases 1 to 882 code for a protein of 293 amino acids. The record is from RefSeq and is a predicted model, not a curated record. NCBI's taxonomy places the organism in Eukaryota, Viridiplantae, Chlorophyta, Mamiellophyceae, Mamiellales, Bathycoccaceae.
AUGCCGACCGCGCUCCGAGCGAGCCGCGCGCGAACGCCGACGAGCGAAAGCGCGCACGCGGUCGAUGGCUUGCCCGGCACGCAACCGCGCGCGAAGAAAACAAAGGAAGUGAGCGGCGAAUCGCUCGGCAAGUACCGAGGCGUGUACAAGUGGAAAAAUGGAAAAUACCGCGCGAUGAUCAAUAGCGAGGGCAAGACGUACGGGCUGGGCGUGUUUAGCGACGUCGAGGCGGCGGCGAUGGCGUUCGACCGGGCGAGCAUCGUGCUCGGGAGGCAACCGAAGAAUUUCGCGACGUCGAAUCGGUAUGAAUUUGAGUUGGACGAGCUCUCAAAGUUGAACGGGAACAUACAAGCGUUGCGAAGGAUGACGAGCGAUAGGGCGCCGGAUAAGUCGAAGAGUAUGAGCGUGUAUAGAGGCGUGCACCGGUGCUCGCGAACGGGACGAUAUCGGAGCGAGAUUGAACACAACGGUAAAAAGUUUAGCUUGGGAGUGCACGCAAAGGAGGAGGACGCCGCGAGGACGUACGAUCAAGCGGCUAUAGUGUGUCUCGGCGGAUUGGCCGUGACGAACUUCGAUCGGCAGGAGUACCAACUCGCGCAUUUAGACCAUUUUGCGGGUGAUUUAGACAAAUAUAGAGCGAGCUUACACAUCAAGAUUCGAAGACAAGGUACCUCUCGAUCCCGUUGUACGAGCAAGCACGAGGGUGUACGCAAGUACGAACACACCUGGAAGAGCGGUAAGAAGACUGUCAAAUGGCGUGCCGAAGUUAAGGUUGAGGGUAAAUCGAAACAGUUGGGUUAUUUCCGUUCCGAGGACGAAGCGGCUCAGGCGGUGAAGACAUUCCGCGUUGGGUACGCCGCCACGGCCACGGCGGGCGCCUAG